Molecule: messenger RNA, 3645 nt
Organism: Melanotaenia boesemani (Boeseman's rainbowfish)
Lineage: Eukaryota; Metazoa; Chordata; Actinopteri; Atheriniformes; Melanotaeniidae
Product: epithelial cell-transforming sequence 2 oncogene-like
Exons: 21
Coding region: 86-3007 (973 amino acids)
Molecular function (GO): guanyl-nucleotide exchange factor activity; protein binding
Source: RefSeq, a predicted model, not a curated record
CUGCUGCGACCUGUUUCUAGGAAUUUGCUCAGAAGGAAGCUAUGUGACGGUAUUAUUUUGGAGUUUGUCGUUAAGUCGAGGCUGCAUGGAGACGGGUCUGAAAUCCGCCCCUCACUCGGUGAAGCGGUGGCAGCUGAACGGGACAGAGUAUGAGUCCCAACGAGUCCCCAACCUGCGGUCCGAGACCCGCUUCAGCAGCUGGACCCCCCUUAACAACAAGAAACACAACCUACAGUUAUUUGAGGAACGAGUGAACCUUGUGCUGCACUGGUUUGAUCUGUGGACUGACAUGCAAAGAAAACACCUGCUGCAUUCACUGCUCACACGUUGCACUAAGUCGCAGCUUAAGUACUGCAAGGAUUUGCUGAUUGAGACUGUUCCAGUGACUCGAGUGGACUUCACAGCAGUUCUUCCUCGGUUUUUGUCCCUGUAUAUCAUGUCCUUUCUGUCCCCUCUGGACCUGAGCAGGGCCGCCCAAGUCAGCUGGUACUGGAGGGUCUUAGCAGAGCAGGAUUGCCUUUGGGCAGGCCGAUGCAUCAGAAGAGGCUGGUUCCUUCCCUACACUCCUGGAGAAAAUGAGUUUGGAGCAUGGAAGAACCACUACAUCUCCUGCGUCUCCACACUGGACCUGCUAACUCCACGGGAGGCAACUGAGCUGUACGGGACCCUCAACCAACAAAGCACGGAUCCAGCAGAGGAGGAAGAAGAGAAGAAGAAGGAGAAGAGGAUCAGGCAGAAAAUCAGAGACAAGCUUCAGGAAGAGAGGAGACUUUCUAUCCGAACAAGAAGAGCUUGGGGCAGCAAUGCAAAACCAAAAGGAGCCAUCGCUGGAGGGACCUUCUCAGGGGUAACAUUUACCUCUUGGCCUUCCCUUUCCUGGCCUCCAAGGAUGGUUGGGUCUUCCAGUCUCAGCCUGGACAAGGGACAACCUAUAAAUGCAACUCAGGUCCAGGGGAGAGUCCAGACCACCAGCGUUGGCAGUGAAAAACUGCCCAAAGCCAGAGGAAUGUUAUCCUCCUUUAUCCACAGACCUGCACUCCCACACACAUACUCACCCCAUCAUCAAUCAUCAUCUUCCCUCCUAAUGCUCAUCUCCAACAGGAUUCCUGCCUAUGAGCUGGUGCUGAGUGGUGUGAAAGCCGGAGUAAUUGUGGUCCUGUAUAACCACAGAGGGACUCUUUCAGCUCUGCUAACCCAGGUGGAGAGGGUUACUUCAGGGCAGCCAGUCCAGAGGGUUGGCCUGCUCGCUCCAGGAGGAACAGAGGAAAUUCAUCUGCUUCAUGGGAUCAGCCUAUCAGAAAGGACCCUGCUGACACCUGAUCACAGAGAAUUCUGGGAAAAACUCUGCAGCUGGGUGGUACCAACUCAAGAAGGAGGCGGGAUUGAUAUCUUCUGCUCACUGGCUGCAUCUGCAUCGGGUGUGACUCUCAUCCGCAGUCUUUCUACUCUUACUGGUCUGGAGGUUCGGGCACCGGUGGGUCUUGCCACUGGAAGUUUCCAAAACAUCCUUAGUGAAUGGUCUAGUGGUGAUGUACGUACUGGACUCUGGGACCAGCAGCCAGCAGCUCCGGCGCUGCAGUAUGUGUGUGACAGUGUGCUGCAGGGCUGGUGCAGACAAGCUCAGUGGAUGGAGGAGGCUCUGGAUGACCUGAGGAGCUCCCUACAGCCACAGCUCCAACAGGCCAGCCUGCAGGCCAGAGGCCGAGCUCUGGGUUAUUUUCUGUGGGAGAAAAUCGGCCUAGACAAACUUUGUGUGUCCAAAGAGCUAAGUGAGGCGCUGACAGAAGGACUUACUGCUCUCACUGAACAGCAAGAGACCAGACCUCUGGAGUUUCUCUCCACCUUCCUGACAAGAUGGAGUAAAAAGGACGAGGGAGAAGAAAGUUAUGAAGAGGACAAACAGACACAGAAAGCAGCAGAGCAGCAUAGUUUGCACACAUCCCUCAGCCCAAUACCUAAGCUACCGCAGACAGCGUUAGAUUGGAGGGGUGCAGUCGUAAGAGAGCUGCACCACAGCGAAUGUCUUUAUCUGGGGAGGCUGAGCUCCAUCCUGAAGGUGUACCAGGAGCCUCUUACAGCAGCUUUAAAUUCCAACAGAACCAUCCUCAGCUUUGCUGACAUCCAGAUUGUCUUCAUCCCUGUUACAGUAAUACUGCAGCUUAACAGGGUGUUUGAGGCAGAUUUACAGACCAGGCUGCAGCAGUGGGGUGCAGAGCAGUGUGUUGGAGAUGUGUUUGUGAAGCUCUGCUCAAAACUGAGAGUCUACACCAACUACCUAAACAACUACACCACUGCCCUCUGCACCAUUGAUAAGUGCAGAGAAGCUAGGCCAGCUUUUCGGGCUUUCCUAAAGAUGGCAGACAGGACACUUGCAACCCACAUGCUGAGCCUGCAGGAGCUACUGCUGUGUCCAGUGUGGAGAAUACAGGAGUAUGUGACUCUGCUUCAAGCUCUCUGUUUGCAUACACACCCUGGUCACCCUGACUUCACACACCUCUGCUCUGCCCUCAAAAAAAUGCUCCAAUUUAUCCAGUUCAUGCAAAAGUUAAAGAGCAACUCGGAAAAAGACAAGCUGAUGGAGGAAACACAGCAAAUGAUCCGGGGCUGCCCGAGCCUUAGUGAAGGAAACCGGCAGCUGAUAAUAACUCAGGAUGCUGUGUUGCUCAGGAGCCCAGAUGAGCGAAUCCCAGAGUCGCUAAGGACCUAUGAGCAGGUGUCCGAUGUGGGCCUGUUCCUGUUUAAUGAUGCUUUGGUGUUGACGCAGAGAAACGUGCGCCACACACCUUUUACGCUGUCUCACCAGAGCACACAUACAUUCUUGGCCUCUGUGGCUCUCCCCAGCCUGACUGUCAGAGAGAUUAUCCAUUCACGCUAUGUGCGUCAUGCCUUUGUUCUAGAGGGUCCUCGUCGUUACUGGGUUUGUGCCACAAAGCGAGGUGAAGAGAGAGAGCACUUCCUGUCUGUGCUGCGUUCAGCCAUAAAUUCUGCUCUGACUGGACCUCAGUGACGAUACACCUGCAAAAAAUGUGGAGGUUUGGACAGAAAGAUAGAUAGACUAGGAUUUAUAGUUGUUUACACGAUAUAUCAUAAAGUUGCUGUCUUAUUUGGGUAGGAAUAUACAGCAUCAAAUCUUAUACAAACAAGCCUCAGAGCUGUUUGCUUCUUCAUAAAUGGGUCAUAAACAGUUUUCCAGAACCUAUUUAAAGAUUUCUGUACAGGUAAAGAUGGUUGUCAAAGUUUAACGUCUCUCCUAGAGUCUAAUAAAAAGCAGCAUUUAGGGCUAUGUGUGUUAGCUUAAAGUUUAAUAGAUUGAUUUCAGGCAGCUCAUUUCUUACCAUAUUAUAUUGCCAUGGUAACCUAGACCCAAUCCUACUUCCUACCCUUUCCCCUACUCCUGUUGUUUCAGUAUUAGAUGCCACUGUCCUUUCAGGGUUAGGCCUUAUGGUAUCCCCCAGGUUCUGAAAAGAGAAACAUUAACGCAUGUAAAACCCCUGCUCAAUAACUCAGUCAUCUCAGAUUUCAGUUCUCUUGUAAAAAUGUAAAAGACACAAAAGGAUCAUGUGCAGAAAAAAACCUUUUAACCCAUUUAUCAUUUUGUGUAAUGUUGAAUUAAAAAAACAAAAUUAAAUAAACUUUUAUUCAAGU